UGACAACGAGAAAAACAUUCUUUGGAAAGAAAGCCGAAAGAAAAUUCAAAUAUUUGAAGMARUUUUUCUCUGUAUUUCACAAUGCCAGAUAAAGUCCGGUUAGCAAGUAUACACGAAGCUGUACGGUACGGKGAUGUACUAGAACUACAAGCCAUGGUUCAACGAGGAGCUGGCAUUAAUGCAUUGGAUAGCAAGUUUAAAUUUACACCACUACAUUGGGCUGCACUUCAUGGAACUCUAGAAUGUUUACAUUGGUUGCUAUGGCAUGGUGCUGAUCAUUCUGACAGGACACCAGAGGGAUGGACCGCAUCACACCUUGCUGCUAUACRUGGACAAGAUAAUUGCAUUCAGUCCCUUGCUGCAAAUGGUGCUGAUUUGAAUGCAAAGGACAGUAGAGGGUGUUGUCCUUCCCAUUUGGCUGCCUCUCAUGGCAACUCUUACACACUUCAAUCCAUCCUUAGACAUGGAGUUGAUAUAAAUGCAACUGAUAACAUGGGGUGGACAGCUGUACACUGUGCUGCAUUUCAUGGUCGACUUGGAUGUCUACAAUUGCUUCACAGAUGGGGUGCAAGUUUAGAUGAAGUAGAUAAUGCUGGUAACAUAGCAGCCCACCUGGCAGCAAGUGAGGGUCAUCUUCCUUGCCUCAAAUUCCUGGUCUGUUCUGGUACAAGUAUUGAUCACACCCUUAACGCUAGGAAUGACCAGGGAGAGACACCAAAGAACUUGUGUCAGCAGUUUUACAAGAAUGAAUGCAUGGAAUACUUGAAGGCAGUUGAAUAUGACUUACUCCAUCCUGAAGAUGAAGAAAACCUUGCAUUUCCUGCCCAUGUAUCAGCCUACAACGGUGACUUGCCACAGCUUAAGAUGCUUAUUGAGACAGGAGUAGUGUCAAUCAAUGAAAGGGAUGGCAAGGGUUCAACUCCUGCACACAAAGCUGCCGGCAAUGGACAUGUCCAGCUUUUACAAUGGCUUAUUGAAAAUGGAGCAAAUAUGAUGAUAGUGAAUUCAGCAGGGGAGACACCAAAAGAUGUUGCUCGCCGUUUUGGGCGGCUUGGUUGCCUAGCAAUCCUUGGUGGUGAUUCAGAUCAAGAGGACAAUAACAUGGUGGAUGAAGGAGCAGAAGAUUUCCAGCCAGCUGAACCACAGUCUAAAGCUGAAGCAAGAGGUCGAGCCAUGCGUAAAAUCGAAGAGUUGGUACAUCUUCUUGACGUAGCGAAAAUGAACUACAGACAACUUGGUGGUGUUUUAGACGAAGACCAGAAAAAACUUGAAGAGGAAAAAGAAAGUGCUAGGAUCAUACGUGAACUCGAAGCCCAGCUAGAGUACGAGCGAGAAAAGCGAGAAAGACUUGAAGCACAAAUGGAUCGCUUACGAGCACAAAUACAUACUUUAACUUUACAACUUGAAGACGAAAGAUCCUUAUAUCGUAGUGUGUCGGAUACUAGAGUGACUUCCAAGACUUCUAGUCAACCACAGCAGUCCAUGCUCAGACGAAAGAAAAAGAAAUCUAAAAAGAUUGAUACAACGUCAAGCGGUGUUUUUGUACGUAGGGGCGUAUCAAGUCCAAACCCUCUGCACUGUCUCGACAAGGAUUGAUAUAUAUGUGUGGACUGAAACCAAGCCCAUGCAUUAGCACGUAUAAGUCAACCGUAUUUAUGAGCUUUUUAUGUCCCUACUCUCUGCAAUGUCUCGACAAGGAUUGGCCGAUGAGGACUGAAACCACGCCGAAGAUUUCAGCAUGAAUGUAGUCAACAGUACUUACAUCAAUCGUUGUUUUAUGUAGAGGCGGAAGUCCAAAUUCUAUGGACCGUCUCGCUCCGGACUACGCCAUGUGAACAUGUAUAUAGUGAAUAAUAUUUAUAUUUAUCGUGA
Molecule: messenger RNA, 1872 nt
Organism: Exaiptasia diaphana
Lineage: Eukaryota; Metazoa; Cnidaria; Anthozoa; Actiniaria; Aiptasiidae
Product: ankyrin repeat domain-containing protein 42
Exons: 17
Coding region: 82-1596 (504 amino acids)
Molecular function (GO): protein binding
Source: RefSeq, a predicted model, not a curated record